CACAUUUGUGCCACAGACUUCAAACUCAACAGCAUCAAUUUCUACAAUUUCGCCAGCCCGCAACGCAGCUAUUCACCACACCCAUUUUUGCCUGUCCCCGAAGGCCUCAUCCAUGUGGUUGCAAUAUCUGGCCGAUAGCACUGGUCCGAUCAAUCUAUAGGGCAGUGAAGCUCUGCUCGAGGCAGCUACCGUACUCCAAGAGGAGGAACGAUAUUCUACAACCAACAUGACUUCCAACGGCACCGUCCCAGACCUCCCUGAAGCAGUCUCCAGACCUCCCGAAGGCGUCGUCCUCCCUCCCAAAGACAUUCGGGCCAUCAUCGAAAAGACUGCAGGCUAUGUCGCCCGCAACGGCAGCGUCUUCGAAGACCGCAUCCGCGACAAAGAACAAUCCAAUUCGAAAUUCUCCUUCCUCAACCCUCAAGAUGCCUACGCUCCCUUCUACCAAUGGCGCCUCUCAGAAGUACGCUCAGGACGCGGCACCGCCGUCUCAGCUGGCCGCACUGGCGAUGCGACUCCGGUCCGCGAAAAGCCCAAGGGCCCCGAACCACCUCCCGAAUUCCAAUUCAGCGCGCGCAUGCCUAACAUUUCCGCCUCGGAUCUCGAAGUUGUCAAACUCACCGCUCUUCAUGUCGCCCGCAAGGGUAAGAGCUGGAUGACCGCCCUAGCCGCCCGCGAGGCGCGGAACUUCCAAUUCGACUUCCUCAGGCCCCAGCACUCCCUUUACAAUUUCUUCCAACGCCUCGUUGAUCAAUACACUAUUCUUCUCCAGACUGGGCCGGAGGGCCAAAAGGUGGAGCAAGUGCGCAUUCAGGCUCUUCAGGCUAACAUCCAAGACCGCUUCCGCGUGUUGAACCUGGCCAAGAAGCGCGCCGAGUACGUCAAAUGGCAAGAAACGCAGAAACAAAAGAAGGAAGAAGCCGAGGAGGCAGAGCGGCUCGCAUACGCCCAGAUCGAUUGGCAUGACUUCGUCGUCGUCGAGACUGUUUUGUUCACCGAGGCAGACGACCAGGCCGACCUUCCGCCGCCGACAACGCUAAACGACUUGCAGUCCGCCAGUCUCGAGCAAAAAGCCAUGAUGAGCCUCGCCAGGCCGGACAUGCGUAUCGAAGAAGCCAUGCCUACAUCCGAUAUGGACUACGCUUACGGAGGGUACGCCGAUCCCUACGCCCAGCAAGCGCAUCCUCAGAAUGGCUAUCCGGCACCCGCUCCGUCUGAAGUAUCGAUGCCAACAUACACGCCAUCACCCGUCCCACCUCAACCAUCUCCAGUUCCCUUUGCAACAGCACAAAUACCGGCGCUAUACUCUCCCGCCCCUCCAGCGAUUCCCUCGCCACAACCUACAGCUUCUCCUGCUCCGAUCCCUGGCCAGCCCCCCAUGCGCAUAAAACAAGACUACAUCCCGCGCGCUCAACAGCGCGCCGCGACCUCCCGUGCCGCCACUGCCCUAUGUCCGAACUGCGGCCAACAGAUCCCCGUCUCGGAACUCGAUGCACAUUUACGUAUCGAACUGCUCGACCCACGGUGGAAAGAACAGCAAGCCAAAGCCACCGCGCGCUUUUCCACGACAAAUCUUGGCGGCACCGAUGUUGCUGCAAACCUCAAGCGGUUGCGCGCAAGGACCGAUGGGCCGGGCGCUGCUGCUACAGGAGCUGAUCCAGUCGCUGAGGCCGCGGCUAGAGUGCUCGGUGAGCAAGAAGAAGAAGAGCGAAGGAAGCGCAUCAAACUGGACGGUGGAGCGGGAUUUGGUGCGCCAGGCCAGCAAGGCCAAGGACAAGGACAGCAGCCGACUAAUGUGCAAGAGCAGAUUCAGAGAAUUCAUAGUAAAUACGGAUCCUGAAUGGAUGGCUCUGCUAUCUCAUAUGAGAUUCCAGCCCGGGCCCUGACUUUCUCGGCUCCUUUUCGAAAAGCGUGCCAUGAAUGGCAUUACAAGACCUGUCUUCCCGCAAGAAGUCUACUUGAGACAGUGGGCCAUUCGUCCACGAACUGGCAGCCAAGCUGCCUGGCUCUACCUACUACCUGCAGAUCACAAGGGAGAAAAGAAACGGCAACAGCUCUGGAACCUAGAAUUUCCAUAUAAGCCGACGAUGCGAUGCAGCUGCCUGUGUCAGCGGCUACGAAGGCCGAGAUACAUUCUUGAUUGAGUUGUCGAAUUGAAGAUCGCAUCACAAUGUGUAUUUCACAGCAGCACGCCUGUCGAGGAAUCCAUGAACGCCAGUGUGCUCUGCUCUAGCUGGACCCUGGACUGUGAUUUGCUCUUGCAAUGGAAGCUGCAGGAAGCACUGGCUGAAUGCGAGGCGGAGGCAUUGGAUGCAUUAUGAAAUGCUAUGGCCACCCGCCUGCUGUCAUCUAGCUCGGUAGACUUCCUCUUAGCGAUGACAAGAGGAAUUUUGCGAGGUGGGCUCAAAAACGCAGGAUGACGGUCUGGUCAGCUUCAAGGUUAGAGCCUACAAGCUUACAGCCUAUAUCAAUAACCACGAUAAGCCUAAAGAAUUGGCAAUGGCAUGCGAUUGCUAUGCUUGCGUAGACACUCCGAGUGAAGCUACGAGCAUUAGGUGGAAUAAAUGGUUUAUGGAAUACGAUGUAUUGUGCUCACACUUCUGUAUACCGUGUGAAUGAUUAAAUCUG
Molecule: messenger RNA, 2628 nt
Organism: Exophiala xenobiotica
Lineage: Eukaryota; Fungi; Ascomycota; Eurotiomycetes; Chaetothyriales; Herpotrichiellaceae
Exons: 1
Coding region: 227-1840 (537 amino acids)
Biological process (GO): mRNA cis splicing, via spliceosome; regulation of alternative mRNA splicing, via spliceosome
Cellular component (GO): U2 snRNP; catalytic step 2 spliceosome; U2-type prespliceosome
Molecular function (GO): RNA binding
Source: RefSeq, a predicted model, not a curated record